AUGUCGACCCCGAACCCGAUGGUGACCCCUCCCGGCCCGAUCCCCGAAGUCUCCAAGACGACAAUCUCCAUCGCCGGGCUCCCCGUCGAUGUAUACGGCCUGAAGGAGCUUUCGCCUGCGGCGAAGGCCGUCUCCUGUCUCUGGCUGCACCACGGACGGCUUCGGAUGAAGGAAGACAUGGCACCGACUGCCUCCCUGGCCCUCAGCGCCUGGCACCGGACCUCGGCGUCCUCGACCCGCGGCCUGAUCGCCGUGGCCUUCGACCAGCGCAACCACGGCUCCCGCAAGAUCAACGAUCUGAACAACCAGGCCUGGCGCCAGGGCAACCCCACACACGCGCAGGACAUGUUCGGCACGGUCAAUGCCAUGGUUGUGGACACGUCGCUGCUGCUGGAUGCACUUGAGGGGUAUAUCUUUGGCAACGGCGACUUUGCUGCCGACGGCGGCAAGCUGCGCGCCAUCGACCAGCACCUGGCCCUCGGCGUGAGCCUCGGCGGCCACAGCGUGUGGCAGACCUUGUUCGCCGAGCCACGGGUCACGGCGGGCGUCGUUGUCAUUGGGUGUCCCGACUACAUGACCCUGAUGACGGAUCGGGCACGGUUGUCGAAGCGCGACACGUUCUCGGUGGCGGACAACGGGGCCGGCUUCCUGGGGAGCAGAGACUUCCCGCUGGCGCUGGUGGGUGCGUGCAAGAAGUACGACCCCAAGGGCAUACUGUUUGGGACUGGUCAGAUCGCACCCCAGCAACCAUCAGACGAGGAGAAAGCGAGGUUGAGAUCCAUCCUGGACCCGAGGAUACGGGGCAAGAAGUUUCAGCUUCUUUCUGGAGGCAAAGACAAGCUUGUUCCUUAUGCCAAGGGGGAGCCCUUCCUCAAUUUCUUCAAAGCCGCUGUGGAAACAUGGUAUGAGGACGGCGGCGUCUCAGUUGAGGACAUUAUCUACCCUGAGGCUGGCCACGAGUUCAGCCCUCGCAUGAUGCAGGAUGCCGUGCGGUUCAUUGUCGACGUGGUCGAUGGAGCCGAUAAGGGAAAGUCCGCAGCCUCUGCCAAGAUAUGA
Molecule: messenger RNA, 1056 nt
Organism: Neoarthrinium moseri
Lineage: Eukaryota; Fungi; Ascomycota; Sordariomycetes; Amphisphaeriales; Apiosporaceae
Exons: 1
Coding region: 1-1056 (351 amino acids)
Source: RefSeq, a predicted model, not a curated record